AGAGAGAGGGAGGAUUUGUGGCAUAUAGUGUGUCAGCUGUCAUUUGGUGCAGAUGACACACACACACACACACACAAAGGUAUUCUCAAAGAGAAAAAAAGGAAAUACAAAACGCUUGUGUGGUUGAGUGCCGUGUGUGUGUUGUGUUGCUUGUGUGCAUGUGCCAGUGAGUGAGUGAGUGAGUGUGUGUGUGUGUGUGUGUGUGUGUGUGUGUGUGUGCGUGGUGUGAAAAACAACGCGUCCGCCCGGCCGGCAUGGGAUGAUCGGCCGGCUCUGGACUGGUUAUGGACUGGUUUAGCCAAAGCUCAGGUGCUGAUUUUUGCUGAAGAUGAGUAGUGGGGGGGGAAACACCCCGGAGCCCCUCAGAGGGGGAGAGUCUCUGAAGAGGAAGGAGUGUCAGGUGGACCUCCUGCUGGGGCCCAGCCCGAAGAGGGGCACAGAGAGGAGGAACCGGGAGCAGGAGAACAAGUACAUCGAGGAGCUGGCCGAGCUGAUCUUCGCCAACAUCAACGACAUGGACGACCUCAAUGUCAAGCCGGACAAAUGUGCCAUCCUCAAAGAGACGGUGAAGCAGAUCCGGCAGAUCAAGGAGCAGGAAAAAGCCCCAGUGGCUGAUGCUGAGGAGGUGCAGAAGGCCGACGUCUCCUCCACAGGACCGGGUGUCAUUGACAAAGACGCCCUCGGGCCCAUGAUGCUGGAGGCCCUCGACGGCUUCUUCUUCGUGGUCAACAUGGAGGGCAACAUCGUGUUCGUCUCGGAGAACGUGAGCCAGUACUUGCGCUGCCAGCAGGAGGAGCUGAUGAACACCAGCGUCUACAGCGUGCUGCACGUCGGAGACCACGCAGAGUUCGUCAAGAACCUGCUGCCCAAGAGCCUGGUCAACCAUCGCAGCGGUGAUUCGUCCAACAGGAACAGCCACACGUUCACCUGCCGCAUGUUGGUCAACCCGCAGGCCGCCGGCGAGGCCCAGGCGGCGUCUGACCAGCAGGAAGCGCUGCAGCAGAAGUACGAGACCAUGCAGUGUUUUGCCGUCUCCGAACCCAAAUCCAUCAAGGAAGAGGGCGAAGAUUUCCAGUCAUGUCUCAUCUGCGUGGCAAGAAGAGUCCCCGUCAAAGAGAGACCUGUGAUGCCCGCCUACGAGAGCUUCACCACGCGACAGGACCUUCAAGGUAAGAUCACGUCGCUGGACACCAGUCUGCUCCGUGCCUCCAUGAGGCCGGGCUGGGAGGACCUGGUCCGACGUUGCAUUCAGAGGUUUCACCUGCAGAAUGACGCGGAGAUGUCCUUCGCUAAGAAACACCAGCAAGAAGUGUUGAGGAUCGGCCACGCUCUCAGCCCGCUGUACAGAUUCUCCCUGGCUGACGGCAACGUUGUGUCGGCUCACACCAAGAGCAAGCUGGUCCGAUCUCCAGCCACCAACGAACCGCAGCUCUACAUGUCGCUGCACAUCCUGCAGAGGGAGAACAUGAGUGGCAUGACUGCAGACAUGCCGGGCGGACAGAGCUUGACCAAGCCAAUGACCCCAACCAGUGUGAGUGGUCCCUCCCCUUCCCCUGAUGCCAGUGUCACCAGCAACACCUCCAGCGCCCCCGGACGUGGUUUUAACGCCGCAUCGGGUCGGGCGCCCACGCCUCAGGCGCUCAAGCUGGGCAGCCCUUUGGCCCAGGGGAGCCCCAGCGUCACGUCAGGGGCCCAGGGUGCCAUGUUGUCUCCUCGCCAUCGCCAGAGCCCCGGCAUGGCGGCUAGCAGCAGCAGCAGCUGUAGUAGCCCCCACCUGCAACAUCCCCCUGGCUCUUUCUCUCCUGCAGCCGGACUCCACUCGCCAGCGUCCGUAUGCAGCAGCACAGGAAAUAGCCAAGGGUUCAACUCCCUUAGUGCAUUGCAAGCUCUCAGCCAGGGCCACAGGGUUUCCCAGGGACUCGCCGAGGGGCAGCGUCCAGAGUCACCCGACAGAAAGCCGUUUGGCCUUCAGAGCCCUCUUCAUAGCAGCAACAGUGGGAGCCAACAAUCCAAGAACAAUCCCAGCUUAGAGGCCGAGUUGUUGGGAACCUUUGGGGAGCAGCAAGAUUUGCCGUCCCCAAGCCAGGACGGAGAGCAGGAGAAAGAUGGCGAUAGCUUGGAAGGUCAUGAAAGCUCAGGGGACCACGGCGACGUCGCAAAUCACCUUCUGAACACAAAGGGUCACACGAAGCUGCUCCACCUCCUCACCACCAAAUCAGAGUCCUCGGAUCCUUGCUCAUCACCCCCGGUGGGGGACGACCAGAACUGCAAGGACCAGCUGGGCGGGAUCGGGCUCGCGGGUGGCAACAACCACUCCACCUCGCUCAAGGACAAACACAAAAUUCUCCACAGGUUGCUGCAGAACAGCACCUCGCCUGUGGAGUUGGCCAAGCUGACGGUGGAGGCCACCGGGAAAGACCCCGUCGGCCCAGAGUCGACCUCGGGGGAUGCCGUGGCCGCCAUGGCCGCCCUGGGGGAGCUGUGCACAAAGCAAGAGCCGGGCAGCCCCAAGAAGAAGGACAAUGCGCUGCUGCGCUAUCUGCUGGACAGGGAUGACAACGGCAUCCUGGACAAAGCCAUCAAGAUUGAGCCCGCCGACGGACCCCAGCUGUCCAGCGUUAAGACGGAGACGCAGGAGGCGGACUUCAACGUGCCGGAACAGACUAGUGAGCUGGAGGACCUGCUGGAGGACCUGCAGAGCGGCGCCCAGCAGCAGCAGCUGUUCACAGGCCGCCCGCCAGUCAGAGGGCCGGCCUCCUCUUCGUCCCCCUCUACCUCUGUGGCGCCCGGUCCCUCCGUGGACAAACAGAGCAUCAUCAGUGACAUCCUGCAGAUGACGGACAGCGGCGGCGGGGGCAGCCCCCCCAACCAGCACAGAGCCUUCCCUCCCAUCAGCCCCGCGGCAGGCUUUAACAGUGCCAGGCCGGUCCAGCCGGGUCGAGGUGCUCCUCCAGUCAGGAUCGCCUCUGUGGACAGCAGCGUGGGCCCCAACGCUGGCAGGCCGUUCCCUCCUCAGCACAGGAACAACGGGCCUUACUCCUUACUGCAGCAACAACAACAACAACAGCAGCAGCAACAACAACAACAACAACAGCAGCAACAGCAAGGCAUGAUGGGAACUCACGCAGGCCUGGCCAAUCCAGGCAUGCUGAGUAACGGGUCCAUGCGGGGCUCCAUGCAGCAGGGCUGGGGUCCCCAGGGGCCCAUGGGGGCCACCGCGGGGCCAAUGACGAGUCGGAGCCCUUGGCACGCGAGAUGCCCGCCCGGGUCCAGAGCCAUGGUCGGCAUGCAGAUGAUGAGCAACGAGAUGGAGAUGGGAAACCCCGCCUACACUCAGCAACAGGCUCCGCCCAAUCAGACUGCGCCGUGGCCAAACCGGAUGAUGGCCGUGGAUCACUAUGGCAACCAAAGCAGGUCACCGUACGGCGCCCCCCAGGAGGAUGGGAUGCGGUGCUGCGGCUCGGGGCCCGAGGGCCCGCCGGAUGAAGGGGCCCUGCUGAACCAGCUGUGCUCGGUGUUGAAGGACUACGAGGGUCUGGAGGAGAUCGACAAGAUGCUGGGGAUCCCGACUCUGGCCGGACAGGGCCCAAUGUCGGACCAGGACCAGUACCUCUGCUCUUCGGACCCGGCGGCCAACAUGAAGCAUUUCCUGUACGGUCAGCACUACGCAGUCCCGCCGGGUUACGGCGGCCCGACGAGUUAUGGCGGCGCUCCUCCCGACGGGGGCUUCCACAGCCCGUCUAUGAGUGGCCACAUGGGGCCGCAGAGGAUGCCGUCCGCCGGCUACCCCCCGAUGAUGAGGAUGCCGGGAGGCGCGGGGCCCAGGCCGGUCGGGAUCCGGCCGGUGGGUCCCGGUCCAGGAGUGCCCCCUCAGCCCAACAACCUGAGGCUCCAGCUGCAGCACAGACUCCAGGCUCAGCUGAACCGGCAGCCAAUGGUGAACCAGAUGAGCGGAGUGUCCAAUAUGAAUCUACCUCUAAGGGCCAAUCUACCAACCCAGGGAACCCUCAACGCUCAGAUGCUGGCCCAGCGUCAGCGCGAGUACCUCAGCAACCACCUCCGCCAACGCCAGCAGCAGCAGCACGUGCAGCAGCAGCGCGCCAUGAUGAUACGUGCGCAGGGUAUCGGCAUGACGCCCAGCGUGCCCAGUGGGAGCGCCGCCCCCACCAACCCGCGGCUCCCGCAGGGCAACCCGCAGUUCCCCUACCCGGCCUCCAGCUACGGUACCGGCCUGCCCUCUCCUCCUCCACCUCCUCAUCCCGGCUCCUCCAGCCCCUUCUCCUCCCCUCUGUCUCCCGGCUGUCACCCGGCUAACCAGGGCAUGGUGGCAAAUGUAGGCGGGCAGUACGGCGGGGUGAUGAGCCCCCCGUCACAGCACGGUGCCUACCAGUUCAGCGGCUCAGGAAUGAGCCAGCAGCAGCAGCAGGACCCCGUGUCGGGUUUCCCGUGCGGGGCUGCGACCCCGCAGAGCCCGCUGCUGUCCCCCAGGAUGGGUCAGGUUCAGAGCCCCAUGCUGCAGCAGAACCAGGCCCAAGCCCAAGCCCAGCCCCAGGGUCCGACCCAGCGAGGAGCUCCGGCCUACCAGCCGAGCAGCGGCUGGCCGCAACCUGCCAACAUCUCCCCCAGCAACAGCGUGUACCCCCAACAGUCCCAGUCGCAGUACUCCGCACAAGCCAACGGAGGAAUGUACAACGGCAACGUGAACCUGGGAGUCGGGGGCAACAACGGGGGCAACAUGACCCACAUGCCCGGACCGAUGAGCUCCAUGAACACGGAGCAGGUGAGGGACGGCAGCCUGAUCCUGGAGCAGCUGGCGAAUAUGGACAUGUUGACGCAAGAGGGUGAAGCCAAUUCUAAUUUCUGCUGACCCCGGCUGUGGUCGAGUCAAGGUGACGCAUGCAAAGACCCCCGAGGCUCCCGGAGGAGCGUCGAGGAGUUGAGGACCUCUGAUGGGAACGCCGCUCGCUCCGCCGACUCUGAGGCGCUUUCGGGGUGGGGGGGGGGGGGGGACGACCAUAAAUACUGUUUAUGAAGGGUACUUUUCAUUUCUGUGCUUGUGUGUGAAACUGAAACAGUUCGACACUGGAGAGGAGCCUCAACGACACCUCUGGAUCUCAUCCGUUGGGACUGAAGACGUCAAAAUCAGAAGGUUUAUGAUGAAAUAUUUUACAGGUAUUUGUAGUUUUGAAGAAGUUUUAGAGAUUCUCUUUGUAUCUUUUUGUUUAAGAAAAAUCUCUCGAAAACGGUACAUUUCUAUGUCAAUUUUAAAAUUAAUAUAUUUCUGCUGUAGGAGCUGUAUCCAUAUUUAAUGACUUUUUGAAUGAAGGUGAAUGUGUAUAGAUGGUGUACAUACUUAGAUUUAAAACACCCCUUUUUCCUCUGUGGUAUUGCAAAAACAGCAAUUUGGAGUUUUAGUUCAACAAACAGCACAUAAAUAUUUCUUUGGUUAAAGGAAACCUCGGUGGGCGGAGCUCAAGAACCACAAGACAACAAUUUCUAUAUAUAUAUAAAUUGUCUCAAACAGUGCAGAAAUACUGUUACAAGAAAAUGCAUUCAAAAUGUUACUAAAGUAGAAAAGUAUUCAAUAUAUUCUAUACUAAAAGUACUCAUGAUGCAGAAUGGCCCAUUUUAGAAAAAUAUAUGUUACUACUAAAUUCAAAUUCACUGUAAUGUUGCAGUCGUUAAAGGGGAAGCGAAGGUUAAUUACUUUAUAUACUGCCAUGUGUUUUAUUCCAAAAUAACAUACAUACAUAACUUACCUCAAAAUGUGAGUACGGUACAUUCGAGUACAUCCUCGAGGAUGUAAUUGUUCAUGAACGUCAGUCCAAAUUUAAUCAGAAGUAGUUUGCUAUCUCCGCCCACUGAGAUUUAACCAAUGAGAUGGUUUCCUGCUCAAAAGCAGCUCUGCCCCUAAAAGAAACUGAUGAAACUCCUCCCCUCCGCCACUGAGGUGUAGUUCUCCUACGACGGCGUGAAGGACACUUUUAAAAAUGUGUCUCCACGCACUCUAGCGUACUGGUCAGGAGUAGCAACCAGUAUGAGAAGAAGGUUGCGUUGAUCCUGGUUCCCCCUGCGCGUCCCGUCAAGCUUUCAGGACCUGAUUUUACAAGAACCCCACUGAGAGGAAAUGAAAAGCCAUUGAAAGGGUCCUGAAUGUCAAACUCUCUGCAAAGGUUUUACGGCAAUCAAGAGCGUCAGCUCGUGUACAGUAACUCCUAAUGUGUAGAUGAAAAUGAAGUAUCUUCUCUUGAUUGUGACUGAUACAGUACAAAUAUAUAUAUUCAUUGAAGAUUUUUUCUUUAUUCAGAGAUGAAUAUUUUACAAAUUGCAAACUACUGUAAGUGUAAGUACCUUUUUUAAGAUGCUAAAGACGAAGCACAAUGCCUUAGAUCUGUGAUUCUCCAUGUAGUGAGUCUUCUACCACCUCACGCUGUCGGUGUAAGAACCUUUUACAUUUCGUCCCCCAGGAGGAGACGUUUUAACCCGCGUAUCAAUAAUUACAAUAAUUACUUUGUCGGCAGUUAAAUUGACAGUCGUUUUAAUUUUGAGCUGCUUGUUUCCUUUUUAAAUUGCAUUAUAUUGUAGCCAGAAAAGCAAGAAGUGACCGAACCUUUACUACUGAUACAAAUAAGAAACCGGAAAUACCAAAUCAAUGCGCAAAAGUUGGAAAAUCAAGACAUCAUUUUGAAUUUUUCUGUACAAAAUUCCACAAGAGAUGCUCUUGCGGUCGUGGAAAGACUUUGAAAUGUAGGCAAUCUGAGACCAUUUUAUUUGGGCAAACAAUGGCACCUCUUUUACAAGCAGCGACGUCCGCUGCUGAGAAACGAAGCAAAACAAAACUGCAGUUCUUCAAACGGCCACAUGAGGCUUCGAAAGCGAGUCAUUCCCCCAUAGACCUCUAUAUUAAAAUGUCCAGCUUUCACGGCAGAAAUAAACAUGUUUACAGCCCGGUACAAGAAAACGGUUUCCGCCUCUACAGCUAAUACCCCAGAUCAUGACAACUGUACAUGGUUUUUAAAUAACUCACCCGUCACGGAGACUACUUCCAUAUUUUUAUAUGGUGUAUAUGGUCUUAAACCAUUUAAAGCAAACAAAAAUAAAUCUAUUAUACUAAAUAGAGGAAAGAUAAACACUAAGAUUGCAUAAAGGUUCCUCCUAAUCAACUGGAAUGUUUUCACUCGGCUAUAUUUCACAGAGCUCUCAAUAGCCUGCUGUUCAUAUUUGACCAUUUUUCCAUUUAAACCACAACAUGUAGAUUUUUUUUAUUUUUUUGAUCUGUUAUUAGCAUCUUUAAAUUCUUUUUAAUUUUAAGUUCUUGUUUGUAGAAGAAAAGAAAAUAUUAACAAUCCUUGAAAAAGAAUCGUUAAGUCACGGCGUCGCUUUCUACCACCAGAUGGCGCCAGAGUCGCGAAGUGUCCUAAUCCUUCACGUAGUGGCUUUGCGAUCCCACCGGGGAACAACAAUGCAAUCGGAGAACGUGAAUGAUUAUUUUUUUCCUGUAUUGUUGCAUCAUAACUUAUAUUAUUAACGGCAUAUUUACAACAUAGACAUCUGGAGCUGCCGAGCAAAUUAGGUCGCCGUGCUUUUUGUAGCUCGACGGGGAGACUUUAUGGCCUUUUUAUGGCUAAAGUAUUUCAUAUUACAUCAUUGUGCAGGUCAGAAGGUUUGGACUUUUAAAACCAGAGUAAAACUACGACGACACUGAUUUCCUUUGUGCUGUAAUGUAGUAGAUAACAUAAUUAUAUUAUUAUAGAGAAAGAGUUUCACAAUGUUUGAUUAGAGAAAUAUGUCAAAGUUGUUCAACGUUUUUCGGUAUUUUAUCUUUUUUUCUUCUUCUCUCUCUGCCCUGAUGUUCAUAUUCAAUAUCUCAGCGGUGACGCAGUCCGAUAAACACACACAGUUUAUUCAGUGUGGCUGUUUUAUUAUGCAAAAGUCCAGACGUUCACACCACUUUAUGCAAGCUGUAGACUCUAAUGUUGCUUUUUGCCAAAGCUGCUCGUUAAUUUAUGAUUCAUGUCACUGUAAAUAAAUUAUUUUUAUUGAG
Molecule: messenger RNA, 8044 nt
Organism: Cyclopterus lumpus (lumpfish)
Lineage: Eukaryota; Metazoa; Chordata; Actinopteri; Perciformes; Cyclopteridae
Product: nuclear receptor coactivator 2-like
Exons: 22
Coding region: 329-4867 (1512 amino acids)
Biological process (GO): cellular response to hormone stimulus; positive regulation of transcription by RNA polymerase II
Cellular component (GO): nucleus
Molecular function (GO): protein dimerization activity; nuclear receptor binding
Source: RefSeq, a predicted model, not a curated record